AUGAAUUACUUACCUAGUUCCAUACCAAUUAUUGGUGUGCAUGUUUUAGAUGCUGAUGAUCAUGAAAAUAUUUGGAAAGUAGUAAAGCGUAUUUUUCCUUCAUGGUCUGAGAAGCACACCAAAAUUCAGGCAUUAGAAGAGGGAUUAUCUAAUAUAGUUCUUCAAUUGGAUCAUGAUAAUCACAAUGAAGAGCCUAAAACAAUUCUUAUGCGAAUUCGACGAAAAGUCACAGAUUCUGUUAAUGAUAGAUUUAAUGAAAUCAAGCAUAUGUAUAUACUUCAUGAACUUGGCAAUGAACAAGAAUUGUAUGCAGUAUUCCAAAAUGGUAUAAUAUUUUCAUUUCUUAAAGGAUCUUCAAUAAAUGUGGAUAAGUUUUCAGUGCCAAAGUACAGUGAAUUAAUCAUCGAUCGAUUGGCUAGACUGCAUAGUCUGCCAACAAGAGAAGCAUUGUUACGCUUAAUACCAGAAGAAUCAAGAGCCGCUGUUGAACAAUCCUAUCGACAACCAAUUUUGUUUCCAACAAUUCGAAAUUGGAUUAGUAAACUACCGUCUGGAUUCAGUGAUCCUCAAAAAUUUGAAAAAUUUACUACUGAAUUCCCUACAAAAAGUGUUUUAUUAAAUGAAUUAGCCUAUGUAGAAGAUUUGCUUAAAAACCCAAUUUCACCAGUUGUCCUAUGUCAUAAUGAUUUAUUGGCUGGUAAUAUUAUUCUAUCCGCAGAUGAAAGGUUGGUUAACUUUAUCGAUUUUGAGUAUUGUGGAUUCAAUCAUGCAGCAUUUGAUAUUGGCAAUCAUUUCUGUGAAUUUGCUGGCAUAAGUGUUGUAAAUUUUGAUAAAUAUCCAAGUAGAGAAUAUCAACGAAUGUGGAUUAGCACAUAUCUUUCAGCUAGAGAUUAUUAUACAAAGAAAUUCAAUAGGUCAGGAUAUCAAUGCCACCACCUACAACCGUCGGUGCGUGAAUUGAAUCAAAAUGGCUAUCCUUCACUAUCUUCCUUCAAAUCAUCUUUUUCUUCAUGUCCAUCAAAUAAUAUCGUCAAUUUAACAUUAGUUGAUGGUCAUAAUGAAAAUACAAGUACAGUGGAUAAAUGGUUGAUUGAAGCGAAUCACUUCGCUAUGGCAGCUCAUUUAUUCUGGGGUGUUUGGGCAGUUGUAUUGUCAAUUCAAGAACAGGACAAAUUCGACUACUUAUCAUACGGUAUCGCUCGUGUAAAUCAAUAUUUUGCUAUGAAAAAGUUGUUACGCACCUCUGAGAAUCAUAAAUCCUCCAAUCCAAUGUAAUAUUGAACACCUUGAAAAUCGGUGAAAUUUCCUUUGCUUUAAAUCUGUUGAUAUAAUAUAUAAAUAUAUACAUGUAUGCAUGCAUACAUGGGUUGUGAGAGGGUAUUCAUUUUAUUUUAUUUUUCGCCUUCUUCUAUUGUAUUGUAUUGUGCAAAAUAUUCAAAAUUUUUAUUAUGCGUUUUUCGGUCUGGAGUGUGUACAAGUGAUAAUAAGACAACCUGUGAUUGUUUUGUUAAUUAAUUCUUUCAAUCAUUCAUAUUCAUGUACUCUCUCUCUCUCUCUCUGCCCCUUCUACUUUUUAAUUUAUUAUUAUUGUCAAAAUCAGAGGAAAAUACAAACAUUUUUUUAUUAUAUAUAUAAUAAACUCUCUAAUUAUUAUAACAGAGGUUUUUGUAUUUCCCACUCAAUGAAUG
Molecule: messenger RNA, 1688 nt
Organism: Trichobilharzia regenti
Lineage: Eukaryota; Metazoa; Platyhelminthes; Trematoda; Strigeidida; Schistosomatidae
Source: the annotation of a GenBank genome assembly